Mycena citricolor is the source of this 7622-nucleotide messenger RNA. NCBI's taxonomy places the organism in Eukaryota, Fungi, Basidiomycota, Agaricomycetes, Agaricales, Mycenaceae. The record is from the annotation of a GenBank genome assembly.
CCGACUUCGAUGAUGCACACCAGUGACCAGUCCACAGACAGCCCUCGCUCUUUCUCUCUCCAGCAAGCGGACGGAACGCUCGUUUCUUCCCCUCACCUCAAUUUCUUCCUCCUGUGUCAACAGUAAACUCACACUCUUUUCACACUUUCCUUUUCACACUCCUCUCUCCCCUUCGCUCUUGGCGGAGAGAUUCUAUCAUCGGCCUGGCUACGGGGUCGCUUCCGCUCGCGCGUCAACAAGAGGAAGAAGUAGAACGACGUGGAGAACAGGCUUAAGAGACGAACGUAGUGCGGUAAAGGCUUUCCUGCCCAGACGCGAUGCUUGGACGCGACACCACACCCCUGCGUCCCAACAUCCGUGUGCCAGCUUCCAACACCAUACAAGCGACCCGCAAAUCAGCCUUGCCAGUCAGGAAGCCCGAUGUCAAAGUGAAAGAUCGCGGGGGUCCGAGCGCGAAUGCGGGAACUGUGAACGCGGAGUUGACGAUGAGCACCCCCGAGGCGGACACCCGGUUGCGUUCAGGCCGCUUACCCAGCUCUGCAUCACCGGCCACUGCGUCUGGACCUUCGGUCACCCGCACUUCGGCGAAGGCUGCUGUAGAGACGGGGAUCACAGAAACGGGCAUUCCGGCGACUUUGCCCGUAGAGCCCUCUCGAUCUAUCCCGAUUCUUCGCUCCGCUGCUUCCCCAUUAUCCAAGAUAUCCUCGUCUACCACGAAGCUUGCAUCACCGCCAACUCGUUUGCGCCUACCUUCAACGACAACGCGAAGUGCCAUCCUCUUCCCAACAUCGGCACCGUCCGAGGUGCCAGCUCCCUUAAGCCCACCGACCUCCCUAGCGCCUCCAACACCUGCUACAAAGCCUUCAACAGGGCCAUCUCGAUUGCGUGCGCCUUCGACGAAGGCACCAGGUGUCGCGCUUCCGAAAUCGAUUUCGUCUACCGCAGCAAGACGGGAUGCGACAACAAAGCCCGCUCAGACUGUUUCCAAUUCAUCCAGCGUUUCGCCUCAAACCCCAUUAGCGCUUCAUUCGAUUUCUAAGCUGAAAUCGCCGACAACGCUCGUGAUAAAGGGUGCAGCCGACCCAACAGGGACAGCAAUGUUACGCGGUAGGACGAUUUCGGCCGCUGCUUCAUCUACACCGCGUAAAUCUGCGGCUACGACUUCGAUUCCCCGCGCCAGGACGCUGUCGAUGAUGGGUGCAGGGUCAAGCAGAAAACAGCCUUCGCCAGUACCUCCGGUUCCGACAAGCCCUGGACCGCGCAUGCGAUUGGGCACUGUGGCUAGCGGAUCCACCGCCGUCGUACCGCCUGCCGUACGUGCUAGAGCGACCGCCACACUUGGUGCGAGGCCUGGCAAACUGUCCACUUCGUCGCCCACGUCAACGAAGACGUCUGUUACGGGUGUGGCCACCAGUUCCGUCACAUCUAGCACCGCCGUUAAGACUGAUCUGCCGACCGCGACCGCGACGAUGCCUGCUUCUGCCUCGAGGUUGAGGAAACCCAGCUCAACAGGAAAGCUAGCUGCUUCUAGAGCUGGUAUUGGGGGCAACGGGAGCGUGUCCAGUGCUGUCUCAGGUCCCAGCGUAACCACCUCUGCCGAAGGAUCUCUGAUUCUGACGACAUCUGGGCCAGAUGCAAGUACAGCGGCACUCAUCCAACGUACAUCCGGGCCGUCUCUUACUUCCCCAACUCAGCACAUACCUGAUACCUCAUCCGCAACUACCGCGAUCAGCCCAGAAAAGAUCCAGCCUGCAAUCCCUCGGUCAAAGUCUGCCGCGGUGAUGUCAUCAUCAUCCGCACGCAAGAGAGCUCCACCAAGCAUAGUCACUGAUACUUCUUCCCUGCCGUCUCGUGUGCAGGUCAUUUCACCAUCGUUACCCUUGAGACGAACAUCACCCCGGCCGCCGCCGAGCCCUUCAUCCCCGGCACAUGCAGCUGCAUUUGCCACUGCACGGAGCGUCUUUCAGAGAGGGCACGACAAUAGCGUUACUUCUACCGCUCUUGUAGCCUCUGGCACUGGCUAUCGAUCAAAGUCCUUAUCGCCAUCUCCAACACCAACAAGGCUGUAUCUCGGAAAAACUAUCGCCGACAUCAGCAGAGAACCGGCAGCGUCCUAUGCGUCGCCGACAGAUACACCCCCACUGAGCACUACGUCUGACUGGACACCCUCGACCCCGCAAGGAGAUGCACGAAUGUUGGCAACCCCGCAGUUGCAUCCGCCGGUCGCGUUCCGCGUGCCAUCUCUCAAGGAGGAUCCCAACUGCGCAUCGUUUACCGAGGCGCAUGUGGAUGAGUCGGAUACCGUCACGAAUCUGCCAUCGGCGUCUACACGAGGAAAUAUCCGCAACAGCCCUAUCACGACAGAGGCCACCAGGACCAGUGUGGCUAGUACCAUCAGCGCCUCCUUGAGCGCGGUUGGGGGACCUGGACCACGGUCGUCACAGGAGUCUGGCAGUCUGGUCUCCCCGGACGAGUCUACGGCUUCUCCCCACUCUCCCAAAUGGAGCUCCAAUGCCAGUGAUGCAGAUUGGGAUUCACCUUCAGUGUAUCGGAAGGGGCCAAUGGACACGCCGAGACAAAGCGAGGAAUCAGUCAGGGGGCAGUAUGGGCCCGAAGUGGCUGAGAGCAUCGUCGGACAGAUCUUACCUGGGUCUGCAGCAACGCAACCAGUUGUAACUACCGCCAGCACCCUGGAGGGCCACUUGAAGCAAAGCCUCCGCCGAGAGAUUGAUGGCACUAGAACGAUGGACUUGGAGCAGCCGGUCCGAAUGAAAACCAUUGCACUGCCGUCUCCGAUCCCACAGGACCCAUCCAUAGAGCUUCCAACCAUCAGGAGAAGGACGGCCGGCUCGUGGACUGGUACCAAUCCCGGCAAGGACAGCGUUACCAGUUUGACCGGGAUAUCAUUUGCGCGGAGCCGUUCUGGGAAGGGUGAAGGGAUCGACGAAGCUUUGCUUCCUGCUACAAAGCCGACUACGAAAUCAUCAGCAUCUUCUCACAUGCACCCCAACUACCAAUCUCGAGCUGAUACAGCCAGCAUGGCACUUGGAACGGGGCUGGAUACCGCUUUGCCAUCAGGACUACCGCGUUCACCAACGACAAAGAGAGAGCCGCAAUUUCCGGUCAAACAGGAUUUCAUUCCGGUUGACCGGCAGCCGAAGAAGACCUCUGCCUUUGCAAGACUGCCCUCCCCCCUCCUGAUACCUCCAUCCUCACCAAGGCUAUCCCUAGUCCCAUCCCCAUCGACGCUCUCACCGACUGUGCUCGCCCAACCUCUACCGCCGUCACCAUUACCAUCAAUGCCACCAUCCGCGAUGCGACUUCCACCGCCAUCUCCGUCGAGACCUGUCUUAGACGUGAAGGCUCUACUCGCGAAUCCACGGGAUCGAUCGAUUACGGCCGAAGGACCGAGGUCGAGAAAGACCACGACAUUGGAUUCAGGUAGCUUUGGUACAGGAGCUGAUGACGCUAUUGUAACGAGCAGGACAACGAUCGAGCAUCUCGAGCGGGAUGGGGGAUAUGGUGUCAAGACUGCAGCCGAGCUGUCAUCGCCUCGCAUUCUCGAGGGCCCCUCGUUAACUUCCAAGCUUGUGCCAACAACGAACAGACUUGGCGACGAGCGAAAGCCCAGACCACCCAUCCUCAAUCUCAAGCUGCCGCUUACGCCAGUGUCUAUCACGAUGGAACCACCGACCCCACUCUCUCAUGGCACGUCUGGGGCUGGUACAGUCACACAAGCGGAUCAACGAGCUUCGGCUGCUUCUCCUUCACGGAUUCCAUCCCUAUCCUCAUCCCCAUCUCGUUCCCAUCAUGCAGGGGACGCUCCUGCGACUCCCCAACCGUACUACACUGUCUUCGGCUCGACUUCGGGGCGGACCGUGUCUGCGGGUUCAGGGGAGGACUGGAUCAGCAGCUCAUUUGUUCAUCGGACGCAGAGCACAACAAGUGAGCGUUCGCUCGUCAAAAGGUUCAGCGAGCGUUUUGUCAGGAGGAAGGAGAGCGCAGACGAUGAACAGAGGGGUAGAACAAGCAGCAGCAGUAUGAAGCUGUCCAAACGUAGUCUCAGUCGUUCUUCGCGGACUUCGGCGUGGUCACUGGGCGCUGGAUUCGACGACGACAUCGAGCUACCGCCACCCAAAGAACUUCGAUCAAGGAAACCAGAGCCGCAGUCGGGCAAUAGAGUGUGGAGGUUGAUGAAGAGAAUCAGCACGGGCGGGAUGAAAGAGAAGUACGAGGCUGAUGAUCACGCCUUUCCGCCCCCCGUUCCUCCGCUACCUUCUGCGUUGUAUUCCCAUCGGGGGCCUUUGCCAUUGUCGACCCGCUCCCUGCCCAUCCCAACAUCCAGCAACACAAUGCGCUCACCAUCUCUCGAAUCGAAGAGCAUUCCUAAUCGAUCUCGCCAGUCCUCCGUAUCGUCUGAUUACCCAGAGCGCGUCAGCGACGACCCAAGUAUCAUCCGGGUCCCGACAAUGAAUGCUAUCAACUCCUCCCGUUUCGAAGCAGUUACGUUCCGCGCGCAGAAGAACGAGAAGACAGGGAUCACCGAGCAGGAGAAGGCUGAUCGCUGGAAUGAAUUGUUGGAGAGAAGCGACAGAGCUGGUGGGACACUUCGCUUUGGAGUCUUGGACAAUUCAAGUAGCGGAGAUUUGUUUUCGCUAUAACUCUUAUCCACCUGCUCAUGUUUUCUCUGAUGCAGCUCUUCGCUCAUGCACAAGUCCAGAUACUGGUGCGGGCCUGCUUUUCCGUGCUCCACUCGCGUAUACAAGGCGUUGCCGCAAUUGAGGUACCAACAACGAAACGCUGACGCAAUCGAAAACAAAACUUCGGGCGCUUAGCUGCUGCCUGGCUACCCCACGCGUUUGCCCGGUUAACGGGUUGGGGCCCCGACCCACUGCGGGGUAUCGGGUCUUGAUGGAUUCGCGAAUCGUGAGAGUAGCGAGAAGCUGCGUGACCGCCGAGCAGAUCUUCGAUUGACACUAGGCGCAAACUCUCGAGCACUUCGUUGGCCCUUCUGUGAAUCCAAGACCGUGGAUCAAAGCAGAAUCUUGGGACUGGGACAACGCCGCACAUAUUCUGUGGGGGGACAGAUUGUGCCAACCAUUUCACACAUCCACCCAUGACACGCUGAAUCCAGCGGAUGAUGCGACAACAUGUGUUGGUAUGGAAUGCGGAGGAAAGCUGCUUCUUUUGACAGGGUUAGAUCAUCUUGACCGCCAGAGCGACCAUCGGCCCGGGAGCAUUAGAGUGGUUAAAAGCCAGGGGUGUGGAGAAAGAUUCGACUGUGUUGUAACCCGGUUCCCACCAUGAGCAAGAGUUACAGUCCUGGCAUCGCCUCUAAUCCCUACAUCGUGGGAUCAUUCGCAUGUAUCGGCGGAGGUCUGUUCGGUUUGGACAUCUCGUCCAUGUCCGGCGUGCUCUCGAAUCCGGCAUACCUGAAGACGUUCCACAACCCGACUUCCAACCCUCAGGGAGCCAUUGUGGCGGCGAUGCCUGCAGGGUCUUUCGUUGGAUCUCUGCUCGUCACCUCCCUUGGUGACAAGAUCGGCCGUAAGCGGACGGUGCAGCUCGCCGGCCUGAUUUGGGUAAUAGGGUCUAUUUUGCAAUGUGCUUCGAUUGACCGUGGGAUGCUCGUGGUCGGCCGUAUCAUCUCUGGUAUCUCUGUCGGUCUCGCCUCUUCCGUCGUGCCCAUCUACCAAGCUGAAGUAACCGCACCUCAUCUCCGAGGACGGUUGAUUUCGCUCCAGCAGUGGUCUAUCACAUGGGGUAUCCUGAUCCAAUACUUCAUCCAGUUUGGCUGCUCCUACAUCAAUGGCACCGCAUCCUUCCGUAUUCCCUGGGGUCUGCAAAUGAUUCCCGCUAUCAUCCUCGCUAUCGGCAUGCAGUUCUUCCCUGAGUCUCCGCGUUGGUUGGUCGACAACGGUCGCGAGCAGGAAGCUUUGACCGUCCUAGCCGAUCUGCAUGGUGGAGGUGACGUCAACAACGAACUGGUGUUACUUGAAUACGAGGAGAUACGGCAGCAGGUCGCGUUCGAGCGGGACGAGGGGGCGAAGAGUUACAUGGAUCUCGUCAAGCCCGGCAUUUUCCGCCGUGUAUUCCUUGGUUCGUCGUUGCAGAUGUGGUCUCAGCUGUCGGGUGUGAACGUGAUGAUGUGGGUCGUUGUCCUUUCUACCUGUUUUCAUCUCACGCGGCGCAGGUACUACAUCAUCUAUGUGUUCGAAGGCGCUGGUCUGUCCGGUCGCCGGAGCAAUCUCAUUGCCGAUGCGGUUCAAUACGUGCUCAAUGUUGUUGCCACUGUCCCGGCUAUCGUAUACAUCGACAAAUGGGGCCGUCGGCCCAUGCUGCUCGCGGGCACUCUCGCUAUGGGAUUCUGGUUGUUCCUCGUGGGUGGCCUGCAGUCCAAAUUCGGGCACUGGGACACGAGCUCGCCGCCCGUCUGGAUCAUCGAGGGCCAUGACGCCGCGACCAAGGCUAUCAUCGUCUGCUCUUAUCUGUUCGUUUGCUCCUUUGCCGUGACUAUGGGCCCGGUUUCUUGGACUUACCCGGCCGAGCUGUUCCCGACCAAGGUGCGCGCCAAGGCUGUCUCUGUAGCCACCUCGGCCAACUGGGCUUUCAACUUUGCCCUCGCGUGGGCGGUCCCACCUGCGCUGUCCCAUAUCGCGUACAAGACGUAUUACAUCUUCGGGACCUUCAAUUUCGCCGCCUUUGUGCACAUCUUCUUCAUGUUCCCCGAAACCGUUGGCCGCUCGCUCGAAGAAGUCGAAGCCAUCUUUGCGGAGGGACACGUCUUCUCGCCGUGGCGGAUUGGUCGCGAUGUUGGGGUCAAAACCCUGGCCGAGGUGUCUGCGGCGAGGAAGACGGGUGCCAACGAGGAAAAAGCUAGCGUCGAGAAGCUCGAGGCUUGAGCACAUGUUGUUACCUGAGGUUUACGUUUCUUUCACGAUGGUCGCAUUUCUGCUUUACGAUUUGUUGUACGAUAAACGCACGUAGUUUGAAUGAUAUCGACGCACUUGAAUAUGUCGUAUGGCGCACUAUGAUGGAACGGAACAUACUCGGAAAGAUGAAUAUUUUCAAGUGCUCACGACUGGUCGAUUAGAUACAUCUGCACUGCACUAGAGGCAGAGACAGUCCACACUUCUUUUCAGCCAGCCGUGCGAAGCCCCAGUUCAAGCGGAGCUGGUCCUGAGUGUUUCGGAGUGGAGCUGAACGCGGGACUGACGUGUCAGCGCUGCGAGAAGUGUCAAGUCACUGCUCUCAAGUAUAUAACUGCAUCAUGUCAACCAGGAAACAUGCCGAGACAACAAGUUCAAGUUAAUGACGUCUCAAGAUGCUGCGAUGGGAAUUCAUCUAGAGCCCCACGGCAACUCUGGCUGAGCCAUGAAGAUCAUCAUUGAAGACAAUCACCAAGCGGCCUACCCGUAGUCGCAUUUGGGGUGCGAGCGGUCACUCUUGUCAUGCGUCACAUCUCAUUUCUUUUACCGCCUUGCACCAAUUGAUAUAAGUGUUCUGCGGAACCUACGACGUGAGGACCGAAUCCUUGCAUGCGGCUACCUUUGCAUCAAUGCCUAGGGUUAGGGUUGUUUUAGUAGCUGAAACACACAAGAAGAGGGAAGCUGCUGCAGGAC